This is a messenger RNA of Danaus chrysippus (African queen), 1158 nucleotides long. Lineage: Eukaryota; Metazoa; Arthropoda; Insecta; Lepidoptera; Nymphalidae. The record is from the annotation of a GenBank genome assembly.
AUGAAUUAUAAACUAAAAGUCACGAUUCCUGUUGUUGUAUGCGGUGGUGCCGUUCUUGCAUAUUACCUCAUCAGACGAAAAGCCGCAGCAAUGGUGGACGCCGCAACCAUCGAGAAAUUGGAGGCUGGCUUCAGCAAGCUCCAGGCCUCUGACUCGAAGUCACUGCUGAAGAAAUACCUUACUAAGGAGGUGUUCGAGGCUCUUAAGAACAAGAAGACCUCAUUCGGUUCAACUCUCUUGGAUUGCAUCCAGUCUGGUAUUGAAAACUUGGACUCUGGUGUUGGUAUCUAUGCCCCUGAUGCCGAGGCCUACUCAGUGUUUGCUGACCUGUUUGACCCCAUCAUCGAGGACUACCACAAUGGCUUCAAGAAGUCUGACAAGCACCCCGCCAAGAACUGGGGUGAUGUAGAGACCCUCGGUGACUUAGACCCCAACAAUGAAUUUGUUGUUUCCACCCGUGUCCGCUGUGGACGCUCCCUGGAAGGAUACCCCUUCAACCCCUGUCUAACAGAGGCCCAAUACAAGGAGAUGGAGGAGAAAGUAUCCUCCACCCUCUCGGGUCUUGAAGGUGAACUCAAGGGCACCUUCUUCCCACUCACGGGCAUGUCCAAGGAGACCCAGCAGCAGCUGAUCGACGACCACUUCCUGUUCAAGGAGGGCGACCGUUUCCUCCAAGCGGCCAACGCCUGCCGCUUCUGGCCGACCGGUCGCGGCAUCUACCACAACGAGAACAAGACCUUCCUCGUGUGGUGCAACGAAGAGGACCACCUCCGGAUCAUCUCUAUGCAGAUGGGCGGUGACUUGAAGCAGGUGUACAAGAGGCUGGUGAAUGCUGUCAACGACAUCGAGAAGCGCAUCCCAUUCUCGCACCACGACCGGCUCGGCUUCCUGACCUUCUGCCCGACCAACCUCGGUACCACGGUGCGCGCGUCCGUGCACAUCAAGCUGCCCAAGCUGGCGGCAGACAAGGCCAAGCUGGAGGAGGUGGCGUCCAAGUACCACCUGCAGGUGCGCGGCACCCGCGGCGAGCACACGGAGGCCGAGGGCGGCGUGUACGACAUCUCAAACAAGAGGCGCAUGGGGCUCACCGAGUACGAGGCCGUCAAGGAGAUGUACGACGGCAUCGCUGAACUGAUCAAAAUCGAGAAGUCCCUGUAA